GCCGCGCCGCGGGACUCGGUGCGGCCGACGGACCUCGGCUGGGCAGUUCUCCUGGACAGGAAUGACGGAAUGUUUAAACGUCUUGUUCAAGAAAGACUUAUGUAGCCUAAUGGUGCUUUGUUGCCUCCUGGAUAUUGGUGGUGCAGCAGAAGCGGGCCCAGUGGAAGAAACUUGUCAGUGAUUGUACUUCAUAUUGGAAGUAGAAUCUGGAAUCAAGAUUUUACCCCUUUAAGCAGCUUGAUGGCACAAAGAAGAAGGUCCUUCAGUGUAGGAGAAGCAGUGGAGGAACUUGUGGGACCUGAUGGACAAAAGUGGGCUGAUAUGGAUCCAGAAGAACGAAUGCUAGUAGCCGCUAAAGCUUACACUCAUAUCUGUGCAGGCCACGGUGAGGGAGAUGUCAGGAGAGAAGCCCAGUCCAUCCUGUAUGAUCCCUACAGUAAAGCCUCAGUAACCUCAGGAAAGCGACCUGCUUUUCCUGCGCAACUGCAUUACCCACACAUAGAAAGCAAUGCCCCUUCAGAAGCAGUCUCAGAGACCUCCCAAAGACUCCGAAAGCCAGUUAUGAAGAGAAAGGUGCUGCGUCGAAAGCCAGGUGGGGAAGUAUUAGUGACAGAUGAGUCGAUGAUCAGUGAAUCAGAGUCUGGUACAGAAAGUGACAUGGAUGUCUGGGACUUAAGACAAAGGCUGAUGAAUCUGCACUUCCAGGAAGACAGGGAAUCUCCAGUUGAUAUUUCACAAAAAUUUAGUCUACCACGUGAAUACCAAGGAAUUUCUCAAGAUCAGCUCAUUUGCUGUCUACGAAGAGAAGAAAUGGGCCCUCCAGCAUAUGAACAAGACCUGAUUGUUGCCAGCCGGCCCAAGUCCUUUAUCCUCCCAAGGCUGGACCAGUUGAGCCGAAACCGGGGCAAGAUAGACCGGGUAGCCCGCUAUUUUGAAUAUAAACGAGACUGGGACUCCAUGCGGUUACCUGGUGAAGAUCACAGGAAGGAAUUACGCUGGGGUAUCCGAGAGCAGAUGCUUUGUCGUGCAGAAGCCCAGUCCAAGCCUCAGCAUAUAUAUGUUCCAAACAAUUACCUAGUGCCAACUGAGAAGAAACGAUCUGCCCUUCGCUGGGGUGUUCGUUGUGACCUUGCAAAUGGUGUGAUGCCCAAGAAACUUCCUUCCUUCCCUCUUUCUCCUUCUUAAGUCUUUUUUUUUUUUUAAACUAGUCUCUCCUUUCACAGGAUUGUUUGCAAUAAUCUGGUUCUUAGUAUCUCUCCUUUUAUUUAAAUAGAAACAACUAACUCAAAAUACCAUGGAACACAGAGUAAGGACUUGACCCAUCACUGGUCUUUCCUAGAUAUAUGUCACAUUGGUAUCUACCACUUAACUUCCAAAUGACCAUCACAUCUAGCAGUUGCAAGAGGAAUCAUGCCAGAAAAACAGACCUAGGCUUUCUGUUUUGUCUUAGUGAGCAAAGCCAGCACUAUUUGUUUCAUGAACUUGUUACUUUUGGCCAGUGUGAGUUGCUGUUUUUAUCAUUGUGUUUUUAAAGUUGCUGAACAGUAAGCUUACCUAUUAAAGACUUUUGGAAAUUUGUGAACUUGA
Dama dama (fallow deer) is the source of this 1587-nucleotide messenger RNA. RefSeq names its product centriolar and ciliogenesis-associated protein HYLS1. The record is from RefSeq and is a predicted model, not a curated record. Gene Ontology annotation, biological process: cilium assembly. The transcript is spliced from 4 exons. The coding region runs from base 241 to 1185 and encodes 314 amino acids. Lineage: Eukaryota; Metazoa; Chordata; Mammalia; Artiodactyla; Cervidae. Gene Ontology annotation, cellular component: centriole; non-motile cilium.